Molecule: messenger RNA, 932 nt
Organism: Selaginella moellendorffii
Lineage: Eukaryota; Viridiplantae; Streptophyta; Lycopodiopsida; Selaginellales; Selaginellaceae
Exons: 5
Coding region: 12-932 (306 amino acids)
Biological process (GO): protein N-linked glycosylation
Cellular component (GO): Golgi membrane
Molecular function (GO): glycosyltransferase activity
Source: RefSeq, a predicted model, not a curated record
UAAGCAGAGCUAUGGGAAAUCGCAGCCUUCGUCGGCGGCACGAGGAUUCUCUAGCCCCCCUCGCCCCACUCAAGAGCGAUUCGGACAAGAGGUCAGUCUCACGGAUGAUUAGGCGGCGCCGCGGCCCCCGCCUCCUCGUCACCGCAUUGGCGCUCUUAUUCGCCAUCGCCGGUACCGCAAUCGCGGCCUCUCUGUGCGCCAGAUUUCUCCUCUUGAAUGCCAACAGGCUUGGAAGGCAAUGCAGCAGUGGGAUUGGCCCGCGACAGGAGUUGAGUUUUGGGAUUGUGAGCUGCUCCGACGAUCUGAGCACCGUGCCGCACAGAUCGUUCCACGGGAUGAUGCAGCUCGUGUCUCCCAACAAGCAGAGAUACGCCGCGAUGCAUGGCUAUGGCUUCAUUGACGCCAGUGACGUUCUUGACGCUGAGAGGCCCCCGAGCUGGAGCAAGAUCAAGGCAGUUCGCAAGCAUCUGGGGAGCUACGACUGGAUCUUCUGGAACGAUGCCGACUCUCUCGUGACGAACUUUGCAGUGACGCUGGAAGAGGUGGUGAGUUCCACGCUUGGAGAUGUCAAGUAUGAGGACAGGCCAGAUCUUAUCAUCACGCAGGACGUGACGGGAUUCAAUGCAGGGAUGUUCUUCAUUCGUGACAGUGCGUGGAGCAGGGACUUUCUCACCCGGUGGUGGAACCAGACAUCGCAUAUCAAACCGUUUGGCGAGUCCAAGAGCGGAGACAAUGAUGCGCUCAAGUUUCUGAUUCAGUCUAUGCCCGCGGAGGAAAGGCAAAAGCACAUCCACGUUCCUCGAAUGCAGUGUUUAUUCAACUCUUACCUCUGGAUGCCUACCUGGAGAAAUGUGUAUCGACUUCUGGUAAUGACGAGAAUGGUGUGGAAAGGUAAGAGCCGGAGUGGACAACAAGAAGAGGUGGAUUCAUGA